UGCUAUACUCUCGGCAGACUCUAUACUCUGCUAUUGUUGAUACUUAUGAUGUUAUAUACUUCGAUUCCAAUCUUCUAACUUGCUAUCUGACUGGAGAUGACAUAGUUUUACGGCUGUUGAUAAUCAAAAUGGGUAUUAAUUUGAUAAUUAGCAGAGCUUACAGCACAAAAAUGCGAGAUGUAGUAAUUGUAAGUGCUGUAAGGACACCCAUGGGUUCUUUUUUGGGUUCUUUAUCAUCGGUACCAGCUCCAAAACUUGGUUCAAUUGCUAUUCAGGCUGCUGUUGAGCGUGCACGUGUUACUAAAGACCAAGUCCAAGAAGUUUACAUGGGAAAUGUUUGUCAAGCAGCAUUGGGACAAGCACCAGCUAGACAAGCAACUUUAUUUGCCGGUCUACCAAAGUCGACAAUAUGCACGACGAUAAACAAAGUAUGUGCAAGUGGGAUGAAAAGUGUGAUGCUAGCGGCCCAAGCAUUGCAAUGUGGCCACCAAGAUAUUAUUCUGGCUGGUGGUAUGGAGUCAAUGUCCAAUGUGCCUUACUAUUUAAAGCGUGGUAAUACUCCCUACGGCGCGGUCACGUUGCAGGACGGUAUUGUACAUGAUGGAUUGACAGACGUUUAUAAUAAAGGGUUCCAUAUGGGCAACUGCGCGGAGAACACAGCCAAGAAAUUUGGAAUCACUCGGCAAGAGCAAGACGACUUCGCGAUCAGCAGUUACAAGCGCAGCGCAUCCGCUUGGCAAAAUAAAGAAUUCCAAGAUGAAAUUGUUCCUGUAAGCGUUCCGACUAAACGAGGGAUGCCUGAUUUAGUCGUGUCUGAAGAUGAAGAAUUUAAGCGCGUUAAUUUUGAUAAAUUUAGGGAACUUAAAGCUGUUUUUCAAAAAGAAAAUGGAACUGUUACUGCUGGAAAUGCAUCAACGCUAAAUGACGGAGCGGCUGCAUUGAUUUUAACCACCAGCGAAGUGGCUCAAAAAUUAAAUCUUAAACCUUUGGCACGGAUUGCUGGAUUCCAAGAUGCUGCUACUGAUCCCAUUGACUUCCCAAUCGCUCCUGCUUUUGCAAUUCCAAAACUUCUUGAAAAGACUGGAGUUAAAAAAGACGAUGUAGCACUAUGGGAGAUAAACGAAGCAUUCAGCGUCGUGGUGGUUGCCAAUCAAAAACAAUUAGGUCUUGAUCCAACGAAAGUAAACGUCCAUGGUGGUGCAGUGUCUCUUGGUCAUCCAAUUGGGAUGUCUGGUGCUAGAAUAAUUGUUCAUUUAGUUCACGCUCUUAAGCAAGGGCAAAAGGGAGUUGCGUCGAUUUGUAACGGUGGAGGCGGCGCAUCGUCUAUUUUAAUUGAAAAAUUGAGCCAUGAAAUUUCGCCAAGCCCAUCGCUACCAAGACUACAGUUAUUCACUAAAAACCCAUGCCCAUUGUGUGACGUCUUGAAAGCAGAACUAGAGGCCCAGUUUCACGGUUGCUAUGUGCUCGAGCAAGUUGACAUUAGUUCGCCCGGCAAUGAGGGCCUGUUUGAGCUCUAUAGGUAUCAAAUUCCGGUUCUCUUUUUUGAGGGGCAUUAUCUCUGCAAACAUAGAUUGGACGUCGAACUCUUGAGGAAACGUCUCCACUAUUUCUUCCAGCUCCAAAAUCCUCAAAAGUCAUAAAAUUCAACCAAUCUAACAUGACUGUAAAUUCAAAAUCAUCUUCAUCAUUGUCA
Molecule: messenger RNA, 1693 nt
Organism: Cotesia glomerata
Lineage: Eukaryota; Metazoa; Arthropoda; Insecta; Hymenoptera; Braconidae
Gene: Acat1
Product: acetyl-CoA acetyltransferase, mitochondrial
Exons: 10
Coding region: 129-1640 (503 amino acids)
Biological process (GO): fatty acid beta-oxidation
Molecular function (GO): acetyl-CoA C-acetyltransferase activity
Source: RefSeq, a predicted model, not a curated record